AUCAUGGCUUUUUCCAACAUCUUCCGUCUUGUCUCUUUCCCUCUCGUUUCUGUUGGCUCUAGGGAAGGACUAGGCCACAUCAGAGUAUAUUGUAGCAGUGCUCCACCUAUUAAACCUAAAAGAGGUAGGAGGUUCCUAAAAAGAACAUUAAUAGCUCUACUCCUCGGCACUGCCGGGUACUACUCCAUCAAGGCACUGGAGAAGGCAUCCCGUCCCGUUUAUCCUAAAGAUCAGAGAAAGAAAGUGGUACUAUUGGGCUCGGGAUGGGGUGCAAUGAGCGUACUCAAUCACCUCCAGCCCGAUCAGUUUGAUAUCACCAUCGUCUCCCCUCGUAACUACUUCCUCUUUACUCCAAUCCUCCCCAGUGUCACAGUAGGCACUGUUGAAUCACGGAGCAUAGUCGAACCCGUCCGGAAACUAAUCCUUAAGUAUCACGGCUGUGACCAGGUCCAGUAUUACGAAGCGGAGUGCAUUGACGUGGAUCACAAAGGAAAGCGGAUACAUUGUCGAGACGUGUCUGGCAUUCAAGGAACCGUCUCGGAAUUUGAUCUUGAUUAUGAUAUAUUAGUGGUUUCAGUUGGAGCAGAUAAUAAUACUUUCAAUGUACCAGGAGUUAACGAGAACUGCUACUUUCUCAAGGAAAUGAACGAUGCCAGGACGAUAAGAAAUGCUGUAGUUGAUCUUGUUGAGUCGGCCUCUUUCCCAGGGCAACCCGAGGAGGAGAUGAAGCGCCUGUUACGUUUUGUUGUGGUAGGAGGAGGCCCAACCGGAGUGGAGUUUGCAUCGGAACUGAGGGACUUCUUACGUGAGGACAUACCAAAGAUAUACAGUAAUAUCAAGGAUCACUUUGAGGUGAUGCUAAUUCAAAGCGGUGAUCACAUUCUUAACACAUACGAUGAGCAGAUCAGUGAUUUCACUGAACAAAACUUCAACCGAAAUCAUCACAAUGUUGAGAUACUGACAGGAACCAGAGUGAUAGGAGUUGAACAUGAUAAAGUAAAGGUACUUGAUAAAUCAUCAGACCAGAAGAGCACUAUACCUUGUGGUAUGUGUGUCUGGUCCACUGGUGUUGCUCCUAAACAACUGACAAGACAAAUGAUGCUCAAGAUACAAAAUCAGAAGAGAGGGAAAGCUCUUUUAACUGAUGAGUAUUUGAGGGUAAAAGGAGCUGAGGGUAUUUUUGCAAUAGGAGACUGCUCUACUAUAGAACAGAACCUUAUGCUAGAGAAGGCUCAGCAACUCUUUGAAAUGGCUGAUGUUAACAAAGAUGGACAGCUCACUCUGGAUGAGUUUGUGGGCCUCAUUGAGAAAGCUAAGCAUAAGUUUCCACAGAUACAACUGUUCUUUAGUAAAGCAGAGAAAAAUGUCAAAAAACUUUUUGCUGAAAUGGACACAAGUGGAGACCAGGCCCUUGAUAUUGGUGAGUUUAAGAACCUGCUCCGUACCCUUGACCACGAACUUAAGAGUCUACCAGCAACUGCACAAGUGGCAUCACAGCAAGGGAAAUAUUUAGGUAAACUACUCAGUAAGACUAAUGCUAAUCCUGAGUUACUGAGAGAUCCCACUGAUGCACUGAAGAGCAGAGGUGUAUACCAGUUCCAUUACAGGCACUUGGGAUCAUUUGCUUAUGUUGGCGACAAUAAAGCAGUCCUGGAGGUACCAGUAUUUGGUGCAUUGAAUGGUUGGUGGGUGAUGUGGCUGUGGAGGGCAGCAUAUGCCAGUGAAUGUGCUUCAACUCGCACUAAAGUACUGCUAGUCACUGACUGGAUCAAGUCUUAUAUCUUUGGAAGAGAUACUUCAAGAAUUUAAACCAGCUGUACAAUAUACACAUUUUUAUUUUCUAUUUUUAUAAGGAGCAACUCUUUUUUAUUAGCCAUCAUAUAGGACUGCUUUUAAAUCAGUUGACAGUUUUACACUUUUCUACAAUCAAUUUUUCAAACUCAA
Molecule: messenger RNA, 1944 nt
Organism: Amphimedon queenslandica
Lineage: Eukaryota; Metazoa; Porifera; Demospongiae; Haplosclerida; Niphatidae
Product: external alternative NAD(P)H-ubiquinone oxidoreductase B1, mitochondrial-like
Exons: 7
Coding region: 4-1809 (601 amino acids)
Cellular component (GO): mitochondrion
Molecular function (GO): NADH dehydrogenase activity; calcium ion binding
Source: RefSeq, a predicted model, not a curated record